AUAGACAUUUCAGACCUACCAGAGAGAGAAGUUUUAUAGUGAAACCCGGGUGAUAUAUUUGUGUACUUCUUCAAGUCCUCUGCAUUUAGUUGCCAAAUAUAAUUAUGAGAUACAUUCGCACGGGAAGCUUCAAGAGGCUUUUCUCUAUCAAGCAUCAAAGCUUCGAUGAGAAUGAAGAAGAAGGAAUGCCAAAAGUAAGUAUAUGCAAUGAUCAGGAAGAAAACAAUGGAAGUUUCUGCAGUACUGGUAGUCCGAAAUCUAGAAGAUAUAGCCGAACAGCAAGCUUCAAGAAACUCUUCUCUAUCAAGCCUAAAAGCUUCGAUUUUUCCAAUGAUCAUGAGGAAUACAAUGAUGGAAACUUCCAAAGAAGAACUUGGAAAAACUUUUCUUUUGAAGAAGUCUUUCGUGCAACCAAUGGCUUCACCUUAGAGAAUCUAGUUGGAAAAGGAGGGUAUGCAGAGGUUUACAGAGGAGUAUUAGAUGAUGGGCAAGAAAUAGCUGUAAAGAGGCUAUCAAAAAUAUCAAAUGAUGAGAGAAAAGAGAAGGAGUUCUUGACAGAGAUUGGAACACUUGGCCAUGUUAAUCAUCCAAAUGUAUUAUCACUUUUAGGUUGUUGUAUCGAUAAUGGACUAUAUCUGGUUUUCCAGUUUUCGUCGAGAGGUUCUGUUGCCUCCCUUCUUCAUGAUGAGAAUUUACCGAUAAUGGACUGGAGAUCAAGGUAUAAGAUCGGAGUCGAAACUGCCCUAGGCCUUCAUUACUUGCACAAAGUAUGUCCCAGAAGAAUAAUUCAUAGAGACAUCAAGACUUCCAAUGUUUUGGUUACUGCAGACUUCAAACCACAGAUAUCUGAUUUUGGAUUGGCAAAAUGGCUUCCAUCACAAUGGACUCACCAUUCUAUAGUUCCUAUUGAAGGGACCUUCGGGCAUUUAGCACCAGAGUACUUCAUGCACGGGGUUGUAGAUGAGAAGACUGAUGUAUUUGCUUUCGGUGUCUUUCUACUUGAGAUUAUCUCAGGCAAGAAACCGGUGGAUGGCUCUCAUCAAAGUUUACAUGGCUGGGCGAAACCUAUCCUGAGCCAAGGGGAUAACCAAAUGUUGGUGGAUCCAAGACUCGAAGGGGAGUAUAAUAUCAACCAGCUCAACAGGCUAGCCUUCGCGGCAUCUCUAUGCAUACGCAAAUCUUCCACUUGGCGCCCUACCAUGAGUGAGGUUCUGGAGGUAUUGCUGAUGGAGGGAGAAAUUGACAGAGAAAGAUGGGAAAAUCCAGAAGAAGAUGAAGACGAGGAUGAGGUUUGGAGUUUUGAGGAUCUUGAAUGCGAAUUUGAUGGCGAUUUCUAAACUACAUGAUGACUUAAUUCAGCCAGGAACUCGGAUAUAUACUCAGAAUUUCAAAUUGUUACUUCCUUUUUGAGAGGUUCACAUAAUUUUGAAGUAUAAGAGGGAAUAUGAGAUUCGAACCCAAGACAAAGGAGGAGGGGACGAGUUUUUGCCACUAGACUAUCCCGGACUCCGCAAAUUGUUACCUUUGUCUGGAUGUACAUAUAAAUUAAAAUAAUCAUGUGUAUAUAUAAUAAUAUUGUUCGAAGAGUCAUAUUUGCCAACUCAUUGACACAUGUUUGUCAGAGUCUCCAACUCACUCAAAGAAAUCCUACAGGAUAAGUAGUCUGGCUUUGUUGGCCUGUUGGAAAUUGAUUGCUUUAUAAUGUAUGUAUCAGAUUUAUAAUCUCAAAAAGAUGGGUAAAAAUUACAAGUA
Daucus carota subsp. sativus is the source of this 1752-nucleotide messenger RNA. Its product is annotated as probable receptor-like serine/threonine-protein kinase At5g57670. Lineage: Eukaryota; Viridiplantae; Streptophyta; Magnoliopsida; Apiales; Apiaceae. The transcript has 7 exons. Gene Ontology annotation, biological process: protein phosphorylation. The record is from RefSeq and is a predicted model, not a curated record. Gene Ontology annotation, molecular function: protein kinase activity; ATP binding. Bases 105 to 1337 code for a protein of 410 amino acids.